Staurois parvus is the source of this 265-nucleotide messenger RNA. Lineage: Eukaryota; Metazoa; Chordata; Amphibia; Anura; Ranidae. The record is from the annotation of a GenBank genome assembly.
AGUGCUAAUCAGGGCGGACUGACCAUUUGGAAACUUGGGCACUGCCCGAGGGCCCGGGGUCAGUAGGGGGCCCCAUGAGAUGCCCCUGGUACCUUUUUCAUAGGCUUUUUUUAGUUUGGGCAAGGACACAGGGGACCCAGGAUCCCCUAUUGCCCGGGGGCCCCAUGAAUUGUCAGUCUGCCCCUGGUGCUAAGCCUGAUUGAGCAUCAGCAUUUCCAUGUACAAUAAAAGGACAUUAAAAAAUCUAAAUAAUUCCACGCUAUGG